Messenger RNA from Sebastes umbrosus (honeycomb rockfish), 3502 nucleotides. It is a transcript of the gene srp68, whose product is annotated as signal recognition particle 68. The transcript has 16 exons. Gene Ontology annotation, biological process: SRP-dependent cotranslational protein targeting to membrane. The record is from RefSeq and is a predicted model, not a curated record. Bases 114 to 1883 code for a protein of 589 amino acids. Gene Ontology annotation, cellular component: signal recognition particle, endoplasmic reticulum targeting. Gene Ontology annotation, molecular function: signal recognition particle binding; endoplasmic reticulum signal sequence receptor activity; 7S RNA binding. Lineage: Eukaryota; Metazoa; Chordata; Actinopteri; Perciformes; Sebastidae.
AUGUAGCUCCGCCCCUCCCUGUGUCGUCAUCGGUCGCUGGUUGUACUCUGAGCAUGUGUGUGUAGCUGGUAGAGCUCAGCCGUUAGCAUCCAGAGAUCCAGAGACAUUUAGAGAUGGCCGCAGACAAACAGAACGACGCUAAACUCUCCUCCACGGGAGCGAAUAAAGAAAACGGAGGACUCGGACUGGAAAUUUUGCAAAUAAUCAAGGAGUCCCAGCAGCAGCAUGGCCUCAGACACGGAGACUACCAGAGAUACAGGGGUUACUGCUCCCGCAGACUACGACGCCUGCGCAAGACUCUUGGCUUCAGGAUGGGCAACCGACACAAGUUCAUUGGGAAGAAAAUAACGGUCGAAAUGCUCUCUGACAGCAGGUAUCUGUUGCUGGUUUUGAUGGAGGCAGAGCGUGCAUGGAGUUACGCCAUGCAGCUGAAGCAGGAGGCCAACACAGAGCCGCGUAAGCGCUUCCACCUGCUGGCACGACUACGUAAGGCUGCCAAGCACAGUGAGAAGCUGGAGAAGCUCUGUGAGAGCCCCCGCGUCGACGCCAAGACCAAACUUGAGGCGCAGGCGUACACUGCAUACCUGACUGGUAUGGUGGAGUUUGAACUGCAGGAGUGGAAGCUCGCCAUGGAGGCCUUCAACAAGUGCAAGACCAUCUAUGAGAAGCUGGCCAGUGCUUUCACUGAGGAGCUGGCAGUCCUGUACCGCCAGCGUGUGGACGAGAUAUCACCCAACAUCCGCUACUGUGCUUACAACAUUGGUGACCAGAACGCCAUCAAUGACUUGAUGCAGAUGAGAUUGACUGGUGGAGGAGGAGGCAUGAUGGCUGAGAAACUAGAGGCCCUGAUCACUCAGGCAAGAACCAAGCAGGCAGCCACCAUGAGUGAGGUGGAGUGGCGAGGGCGGACGGUGCCCGUCAAGAUAGACAAGGCCCGCAUCUUCCUGUUGGGUCUGGCAGACAAUGAGGCCGCCAUCGCUCAGACGGCCAACGAGGAGACCAAAGAGCAUCUGUAUGAGACGCUGCUGGCCGAGUGCAGAGACACCAUCCAGGCUGUGAAAGAGGAACUCAAGAGUGAGGCGAAGCAGCGAGAGAGGAGCACUGAUGGUGACAGCAGCAAGGUGUCCAACCUGCAGUUCCUGCACAGCUACCUGACCUACAUCAAGCUGUGUACGUUGGUGAAGAGGAACGAGAGCAUGGCUCACACUCUGCAGGCUAAACUGAAGGAACCCGAAGUCGACGAGAGCAAGAGAGGGCCCCGUCCACAGGAUCUCAUCCGCCUCUACGACAUCAUCCUGCAGAGUCUGGCUGAGCUCUCCACCCUGCAGGGCCUUGAGGAUGACCACACCUUCCAGAAGGAGGUGUCCCUCAAGACACUGGUCUACAAGGCCUACAGGUGUUUCUUCAUAGCCCAGUCUUAUGUGCUGGUGAAGAAGUGGAGUGAGGCGCUGGUGCUGUAUGAGAGGGUGCUGAAAUACGCCAAGGAGGUCCAGUCUAAGGCCAAGGGCCUCAACAACAGCCUCAAGGAUCUUCCUGAUGUUCAGGAGCUCAUUGCUGAGGUCAGCGCUGAAAAAUACUCUCUUCAAGCUGCUGCUAUUUUAGACACUGAUGAGACGGCUGAAGUUCCCUCUCAGCAGCAGGUCAAAGACAACACGCCCCUCUGCAACCGCCUGGAGACCUUCCGCCUCGACCCGGCCCUCGUAGGAAAGCAGCCCAAUCUGGUCCAGUUCCCUCCCGACUUCCAGCCGAUCCCCUGCAAGCCGCUGUUCUUUGACCUUGCUCUCAACCACGUGGCCUUCCCACCCCUGGAUGACAAGGUGGAGCAGAAGGGCAAGGGCGGCCUCACCGGCUACAUCAAGGGCAUCUUUGGCUUCGGCAGCUAAAUCAAUCCUCCGGGCUUUGGUCCCCACAGGAGAGCCACGAGGUCCUGAGUUCACCGCAAACAACCAGACUUGGGUCAGAUGUUAAUUAGAAUAAUUUAAAUUGCUUUUAUGUUAGAUUUUUUUUUUUAGUGCCUAAGUGCAAGAUGGGUGGAGUUUGAGGAACGCAGAGUGUAAUCUACCAAGAAAGAUUAUAGAAAAGUAAUCGAAUCAAUUUCAAGUAGCAAUAUGACCCAAGUUCACCUGCCACCUUUAGUAAUAACAUCUGGCUGCACGGGCUCUGAGCAUCCCUCCUUAAUUUGAGCCAUGGAGGUGUCUGUGGCUUUCAGGUUUUACAGGUUACCAUGCCGUGGUCUAUAAGUACAGCCAAGUUGUCUAUUUCACAAUGCUGUCAGAGUAAACUAGCCACUUAGGCAUCAUUAGUAGUUGUUUUUUUUCAGUGUAACGUAAGCGCCUUUAUAUGUAAUUUUUUUUUCUUUAUGUAAGAGAUGUUUUCAGCAUCGUUUCUUAAUCAUAAAAUCUACAAAGUGCAGUUAUGGCAGCUACUUUGACGUAAAAACACAAAGUAGUACUCAUCACAUACCAUGAAUAUCCGGUGACAUGUAGUUCAACACACUGAAGUUGUUUUAUCAAUCAGCUUCUUCCGCUGCGUCCCAUUUCCUUCCCUCCACCUUUGCUCUGGUCUCUCUCUCUCUCUCUCUGUGCAUUAAGACGCUAAUUUGUUACUCAAACCUUCACCUCGUAUACUGACAAGUCAGUCUGGAAGAAUUUGGAUAAAGCUUUUUUAGUUUUAGGUGCAUCAACAGGAUGAUGAAAGACAACGCCAUGAAUCAAAAGUGUGAAAUGUUACUUUAAAAAAAAAAAAGUGCUGGAUUGUUCAGUGUUUUUAAUUUAUCAACUGGGUCAUACUGUAUAUGUUGUCCUGUAUGACGUGUGUUGUUAGAGAAGGGUCCAACUGCUUCAGCCCGUCUAGAUGGAAGCGCAAGCCGCAAUUUUUAACACCCCUCGGUGUCUCAUGUUUUCAAGGCACAAGGUUUCUACUAAAGGGCGUGCUGGGUGAUGACUGUAUGGUACCAGUUCAGCCCUUCAGACUGUAAUUCAUUCAUAUUAUGUUUUUUUAUUUUGAUAUUUGCAUUUCAGUAAAAUCAAUAUCGUAGGACAGCAGUCAACAUAAAGGACUGGAGGGAGUUGUUAGCAGCCUUUCAUUCAUCACACCACCACGCCUGUUUGUCCAUCAUGAGUAGGACUAAAAAUGUUUUCAUCACGAGUGACAUGUCUAUGGAUAUACUGUAACUAUAAAGACCUUUCAUCUCCUCUGAUCCUUAAGGGACCUGGUUAGCCUGUGAUACCUGGUUAAACACUAGCUGGAGGAUCACUUUGCUUUCUAAUUUUUAUCAAUGUCUUUGGUUUUAAUUUUUUGUUUCCCCCUUCAGUGUUUUAUGUUAAAGAAUUAAAGAUGGACGUGCCGGAGUAGUUCCAGCACUUUACCUCGAUUGGCCUGGAAAAAAAAAACUGUUGAGUCACGAUAAGUAAUUGUCGGAAACAUUAAGUGGAAAUGAGCUGAUGAGAAUGUAUGAUUUGAUUUAAUAUCCAGGCCUAUGAUUAAAUAUAUUUACACCAAA